This is a messenger RNA of Coregonus sp. 'balchen', 6308 nucleotides long. The record is from the annotation of a GenBank genome assembly. NCBI's taxonomy places the organism in Eukaryota, Metazoa, Chordata, Actinopteri, Salmoniformes, Salmonidae.
AUGACCUUAAUGGCGCUAGGUUCACAAUGCUUGUGUGUUUUGAAAGCAUCAAUGUUAGCUAAUCAUUUAUACAUUUUAUAGAUUCGCUAAAUCCAGACGAUAAUAAUCGCAGAUCUGGGCCAGACACACGGUAACUCUACUUUCGUCAAUUUAGCGUGUCCUAUACUGUAGCUAGCUAUUUGCCUAAGACUAACGUUAUCAGCAAACUGUGCAUGACUUCUCAAAUCAAAUGUUAUCAGUCGAACUACUUGUAGCUAAUCAUUCAUUGUGGCUAAUUUGUUGAUAUCGGUAUAACCGCUAACUUGCUAGAGCUAAUGAACAUGUUUUAUCAUAGCUUUUGCUCAUCUUUCUUGCUCCUCCCAUCUCCAAACAGUCAGGAACAGCUAGCUGUUCAUGAGUCCCUAAUUGUCAACUCCCGACAGUACGACAGAAUUGUGAUGGGAUAUGGCGGCACCAGAAACUCAGCUCAUGUUAAGCGUUGGAUUAAUUGGUAAGAAAAUAAAUACCGUUCCCUUUUUCUAAUUAUUUUUACCCUGCUUUUUUGGUUGAUGCAUGCCAAGUUUGCUCCUGUUUGGCUUUAACCGGCAUCACAUGAUAUCAACAAAGAUUUUUUAUAACUAACCCAAGAUAGUCCACAGCCUGUCGUUUCCAAUGGGAGCAAAUUAAUCAUAGAGGGCAAAACAAGGUGGGCAGAGCCAAGCCCGAGCUAGCGAGAUUCUAUUGGCGCGUUCUAGCAUGUAUUUGCAUAUUUCCGUUAGGGAACGCAAUAACUAAAUUCGCCCUUGCAUUCCUUCUAAAGAACUACAUUUUUAGAAACUUUGGCAAAGGGUAAAGUCUACAAAACGUGGUCCACCCUGUUCGUAACAGAUUCUAAUUUAGGAAACAGAAAGCUGUAUUAAGAUCAAAUGUUUCACUGAUGGAAAAAUUUGCUAAAUGUUAGCCAAAAUCCAUCUCACUCUAUCUUCUCCCAAUGCCGGCCACUGGGCUUCCUCUCAUCACCAUAUUUGGUAGUGAUAGGAAACGCCAACCAGAUGCUUCACAUUUAUACAGUUGAAGUCGGAAGUUUACAUACACUUAGGUUGGAGUCAUUUAAAACUCUUUUUUUAACCACUCCACACAUUUCUUGUUAAAAAACUAUAGUUUUGGCAAGUCGGUUAGAACAUCUACUUUGUGCAUGACAGCUACUUUGUGCAUAACAUAAGUAAUUUUUCCAACAAUUGUUUACAGACAGAUUAUUUCACUUAUAAUUCACGGUAUCACAAUUCCAGUGGGUCAGAAGUUUACAUACACUAAGUUGACUGUGCUUUUAAACAGCUUGGAAAAUUCCAGAAAAUGAUGUCAUGGCUUUAGAAGCUUCUGAUAGGUUAAUUUACAUCAUUUGAGUCAAUUGGAGGUGUACCUGUGGAUAUAUUUCAAGGCCUACCUUCAAACUCUGUGCCUCUUUGCUUGACAUCAUGGGAAAAUCAAAAGAAAUCAGCCAAGACCUCAGAAAACUAAUUGUAGACCUCCACAAGUCUGGUUCAUCCUUGGGAGCAAUUUCCAAACGCCUGAAGGUACCAUGUUCAUUUGUACAAACAAUAAUACGCAAGUAUAAACACCAUGGGACCACGCAGCUGUCAUACCGCUCAGGAAGGAGACGCGUUCUGUCUCCUAGAGAUGAACGUACUUUGGUGCGAAAAGUGCAAAUCAAUCCCAGAACAACAGCAAAGGACCUUGUGAAGAUGCUGGAGGAAACAGGUACAAAAGUAUCUAUAUCCACAGUAAAAUUAGUCCUAUAUCGACAUAACCUGAAAGGCCGCUCAGCAAGGAAGAAGCCACUGCUCCAAAACCGCCAUAAAAAAGCCAGACUACGGUUUGCAACUGCACAUGGGGACAAAGAUCGUACUUUUUGUGAAGCACGGGGGUGGCAGCAUCAUGCUGUGGGGGUGCUUUGCUGCAGGAGGGACUGGUGCACUUCACAAAAUAGAUGGCAUCAUGAGGAAUGGACAAUGACCCCAAGCAUACUUCCAAAGUUGUGGCAAAAUGGCUUAAGGACAACAAAGUCAAGCUAUUGGAGUGGCCAUCACAAAGCCCUCACCUCAAUCCUAUAGAACAUUUGUGGGCAGAACUGAAAAAGCGUGUGUGAGCAAGGAGGCCUACAAACCUGACUCAGUUACACCAGCUCUGUCAGGAGGAAUGGGCCAAAAUUCACCCAACUUAUUAUGGGAAGCUUGUGGAAGGCUACCCAAAACGUUUGACCCAUGUUAAACAAUUUAAAGGCAAUGCUACCAAAUACUAAUUGAGUGUAUGUACACUUCUGACCCACUGGGAAUGUGAUGAAAGAAAUACAAGCUGAAAUAAAUCAUUCGCUUUACUAUUAUUCUGACAUUUAACAUUCUUAAUAUAAAGUGGUGAUCCUAACUGACCUAAGACAGAUAAUUUUUACUAGGAUUAAAUGUCAGGAAUUGUGAAAAACUGAGUUAAAAUGUAUUUGGCUAAGGUGUAUGUAAACUUCCGACUUCAACUGUACAUCCAGGGAAAUAUGUCUCAUUGUUCUAUCUGUGAUAUCAAUGUGAUGAAGUAUUUGACCAUCUUUUGAUUUUACUCCCUGUAAGCAUGAGAACAGUUCAAUUUCAUUAAAGAUCUGGUAAUAUUGAUAAUAAUGAGUUGUGAAAGCAAUACGACACAGGAUUCUCAUGUUCUUCCCCACACAGAGAAAGACAUGAAUGCGGACACCUUGUGGGUGUGGUGCUAUCCCUCAGUCAGUGCUGAGUUUCGGGAGGUCCUGCUCAGUAAGUGCUGUCUCAGACAGGACAGCCAUGGUUUGCACACUUUUGUGUUCGGCCAGUUCUGCCGUACCUGGUACUACAUAUCCACUGUAGAGGUGCAGGAACCCACCGCCCUAAAGAAGGUACAGUUACUUUUGAAAUUCUUCAUUCAUUGAAAUAAUUGUAACUUGUAGGUCUAAUGAGAAGGUAAAUUAUAUUGCUCGUAUUUCUCUCCUUUUAGGUCACACAUUUUUCAAUAGUUGUCACAGCAAAGGACUUCAACCCUGAGAAGUAUGCAGCAUUCAGUCGAGUACUAUGCAGGUACAGCAUACUACACUAAUGCAUCCCCAUGGCUAAAUGUCUGCUUAUUUAAUACUUCCCAAAAAUGUAUUUCUUCAUUAAUUUCUUCAUGUGUAUUUUAUCAUUCAGGAUGUACAUUAAACAUGGAAGCCCAGUGAAAAUGAUGGAGGGUUACAUUGCAGUCCUCACCAAAGGCAUCUGCCAGAGUGAUGAGAAUGGCUCCUUUCUCAUCAAGGACUACGAUGUCAGGAAGGCGUAUUUAGCAGGCUCAGUGAAAGGUUACACAUGUACAAAUAUACAACACUUAUUACAGUAUAAGGACAUGACUGUUCAUACAAGGUGCUUGACACUAUCCAGUUUCAUUAUUGGCAUGCAAAGAAGCAUGUCCAUGAAGAAGCUGAUCCCAUUUGUUUAACAGGAUUAGGUAGACUAUCUUGUGAUUACGGUUUCAGAUGUGGUGUCCCAGUUUGGGAUGGAGACCAUCAUCCUGUACACAGCCCUUAUGCUAAAGAAGAGGGUUGUGGUCCAUCACCCUCGGGUUGAAGCACUGUUGGAGUUCACAAGGUGACUAUGGCAAUAGAGAAAAUGCACCGAAGAAAAUGCGGCCGAAGAUGUAACAUGCGUUUCCCAAAACACAACCACCGCGCAGAGAUAGAGAGUUCGCUAAGUGAUGGGAUCGAAAGAAACACCGCUGCUCUCGGAUCAGCGUUCUCCCUUUCAAAUCUUACCUUAACAUUAGAAUUAUUCCACAAUACUGAUGACAGAUCAGCUCCUAUGAGAUAUUAUCACCUAUCUCUACAAAUAUUGAGGCGGCUUAUUCUAAUGCUUAUCCUAUAUGCACUAAAUUAAGAUUUGACACAUCAUUGCGCACAUGUAGGCAACCCUCAUGAUGUAGAUUGAGGCAAAAAUAACAGACAGUAGCGUACAAAUAGCUAAAUAAAACUCAAUUGAAUUAACAAGAAAUAUCAUUGAAAUAAAUAGUGCCUAUACUGAAUUUAUCUUUUAGUACAGUCAUCUCGGUUUUUAUUUGAAGCAUCUUAUAUCCUUCGCUUGUUUGUAUCAGUUGCAAAGACAUUGGCAACUUUGUAUUUGUAGUCACAAUCGGUCUGAAGUAAUCAGCGGUUACAGAAAGACAGAUAAACAUCUUGACACGGAAGGGCAAAAAAGCAUCUAAUGACUCACUUAGCUGUUCUACUAGUGGUCUGAUGCAGUCGUUAAAUAACAAGCCUUUUCAAGUGCAACUUUAGUAACGGUGGUUUUGGUAAACAGCUCUGAGAUUUAACAAUGCUCCUACGUAGGUUCUAACGAUGAACUUUUCCUUAAGAUGCUUUUAGGAAACUGGGCCCAGACCUCUGACUGUUCAUGGACUUCAUUGUAGAAGUGGAUUACAAUUUAUGUUUUUGAGAGAACAUUAUAAUCAUUAUAUCAAAUGUAUGAUUUGAUUGUAUUUUUCCUUCCUAGAGCUCUUCCAGCUCUGACAUGGCACCGGAAAGACUGGUCCAUUCUGUACCCUUAUGUCCACCUGACUAACAGUGAGCUAGAGAAUCUCAGGACAUGCACUGGUGAGGAUGUCUGGUUCAUUAGAUCCACAUUAAAGCAAACUGAUUCAGACUUGGGUCGUGUUCAUUAAACACCAAAGAGAAGAACAUGGACUGUAACAGGGAGGGACUUCCUUAACCUGUCCAAUAGAAUACAUUCCUUUUCUGUUGCAACAUGUUUUAAAUGUUUUCCUUUGCGUGUCCUAAUGAACACAACCCAGAUAUUGAACGGAUCCCCAUUGUCUCCCAACAGUCAGUUCUACACACACACACACACACACACACACACACACACACAGGAAGACUCAUUCAAUAAUUGACUUGCAGUAAAUGUAUUUACUUGUCUGUUGUUUUGAAAAUAUGUUCCUCUAAGAUUCUCAACCUAGAGUUCAGUGAGUACCCCCAUCUGCACUGUCCCUGAAAAGCCUUAUGGUGAAGAAAUGAAUAUUUGAUUCACCCAUAUGCUCACUGUCUCUGCAGGAUAUGUCGCAGGAUUUGUUGAUCCAGAAGUGAGCAACAGAUCGGACUUGUUUGAUGUGUAUGUAAACCUCCCAGAUAGUGAGAUUACCGUAUCCCAGAGUGCCAAAGGUGGGUGUCUCAAUUCGAAUCUCCUUCCUAUUACUGUAAAAGACAGUCUGUUCAAAGUGAAGAAUGCUCUGUAUCUAAAAAAUGUAACUGAAGGAAGAGAAACCUUGCUACCUAGUCCUCCCUCAUUAUCCCAAUGCAAGCGUCCACAAUUUCUUAAACAAUAUGACAUCUAUCUAUCUAUCUACUGUAUCUAUCUAUCUCUAUACACCAAAGAGGCCAUGGCUAUGGGAAAGCUGCACAAAGACAUUGGGCUCGUCAUUGUCCAGUCUGCAGAGGAUCCUGAUAGAACAGAUGGGCAGGUUAUCAAGGUGAGAGUUGAAAGCACACAUCCUUACCAUUAAUUAUUCUGUGAUCAGAGAAGGUGUGCGGUAUGUAUUUUCUAAGAUUUUCAGUGUAAAAAACAAGAUUUACAGUGUAAAAAACAAGAUGUACAGUGUUUAUACAGUAAAAAAUUAAAAGUAAUACAUUGUGCUAAAUACUUGGAUACUUAUAAUAACAAUCAUUAAAAAAGCUGUCUGUUUGCUAUGAUGUUUUCAGGACAUUUCCAUAAAGACGAGGGAGAUCCUUGCUAACUUGACGUCAUUAGCCGAGGAAUGUGAGAACUCUAAAAUCACCCUCGAGACCUUAAAGCAGCAUCACUUCCCGCCUGCUACGGAGAACUUCCUGUUCCACUUGGCAGCUGCUGAGCAGCUCCUCAAGAUAUGACCCUUGACCUCCUACAUCGUGUAACAUGCCAUGUGGCGUGAGGACACUGAAUAUUAGCAUGGGCAUUCAUCUAUGUAAUUAUACAUACAGUGGCAUGUUAAGGAGAAUGGGAAGAACUCGGGUAUCACACACUAUUGCAUUCCUGACUCUUAACAAUACUAACAAAGCCUACUUUUUACAAUGUAACAGUCAAAUGAGAUAUACAGACAUUGUCUUGUUUUGACAAUAAUACAAUAACAGCAUUUACAUAGCAUUCCAUAGUUCAGCAAUUCAAUAGUUUAUUUUAAGACCGUUAACAGAUUCAUUUGAGUUCUCAAGAACCUUGAUUUAUCCUGUUAGAUUUCAGAAUUUAAAGAAACAGAUCAAAGGCAAAUAUGAGAAAUAUGUAUACUGAACAGAAAUAUACAAUAAAUGCAACAAUUUCAAAGAU